This is a messenger RNA of Sesamum indicum (sesame), 3300 nucleotides long. Its product is annotated as AMP deaminase. The record is from RefSeq and is a predicted model, not a curated record. Gene Ontology annotation, biological process: IMP salvage; AMP metabolic process. Gene Ontology annotation, cellular component: cytosol. NCBI's taxonomy places the organism in Eukaryota, Viridiplantae, Streptophyta, Magnoliopsida, Lamiales, Pedaliaceae. Gene Ontology annotation, molecular function: AMP deaminase activity.
UCUCUCUCCCCUUCCUAUAAAUACCGUCAGCUCUCCCCUUUCCUCACCUUUCUCUCCUCACCAAAAAACACCAACACCUUUCUCCACUACUGUCUUCACUAGUAGGGUUUUUCAAUUCCUCCUUUAUAAGCUUCCGUAUAAAUACAGUUACGCAUACGUACUGUUUUCCGUAUAUUAUCUACUUCUACAGUGACAAUGGACGCUUAUUCCCUGCAUCUUGCAAUGGCGGCACUCUUUGGCGCCUCCUUUGUGGCCGUUUCGGCCUACUAUAUGCACAGGAAAACCCUAAACCAGUUGCUCGAGUUUGCCAAGGCCGUAGAGAGGGAUAGACACGAUGUAGCGGCCGCGGAGGACGGCGCCGACGCGGUGGACCACCUUAGACACUACAACUCGAGGAGACGGAGGAAGAGCAACGGCGGAUAUUACCGCCGCGGUUCUGCGUCCUUGCCGGAUGUGACCACGUUUUCCGGCGGCGGCGAGGCGGAGGAGAAGAGGAAUGGUCCUCUGCAUGUGGAUACUAUUCCGCCAGGGCUGCCAAGGCUUCACACCCUUCCUCAAGGAAAAUCUGGUAAUGUGAACGCAGCAACCAGGGCUGGAAAUCUUCGGCCCACCUCUCCUAAAUCACCUGUUGCUAGUGCAAGUGCAUUUGAAAGUCUAGAAGGUUCAGAUGAUGAAGAUAAUAUGACAGAUAGUUCUAAGCUAGAUGCUACAUAUCUUCAAACUAAUGGCAAUGCGGAUGUCCCUGACCAUAUUAAUGCAACUGGUGAAACAAUUCCCAUGGCUGCAUCAAGCAUGAUUCGCUCGCAUAGUGCAUCUGGUGACCUGCAUGGUGUUCAGCCUGAUCCUGUAGCCGCAGAUAUUUUAAGGAAAGAACCGGAGCAAGAGACUUUUGUACGAUUGAGAAUUUCCCCAACUGAGAUACCAUCUCCGGAUGAAGUGGAGGUCUACCUUGCGCUGCAAGAUUGCCUUGAAAUGAGGAAAAGUUAUAUUUUUAGAGAAGCUGUUGCUCCAUGGGAAAAGGAAAUUAUCUCUGAUCCUAGUACUCCAAAGCCGAUCCAAAAUCCAUUUGAUCAUUUUCCUGAGGGUAAAUCAGAUCACUACUUUCAGAUGGAAGAUGGAGUUGUUCAUGUCUAUGCAAACAAAGAUUCAAAAGAGAAACUUUUUCCUGUAGCUGAUGCUACAACUUUUUUCACUGACCUGCAUCAUAUCCUUAAGGUUAUAGCAGCUGGGAAUAUUCGAACUCUAUGCCACCAUAGGCUAGUUCUUCUCGAACAGAAAUUCAACCUUCAUCUGAUGCUUAAUGCGGACAGGGAGUUCCUGGCUCAGAAAAGUGCGCCACAUAGAGAUUUUUAUAAUGUUAGGAAAGUCGACACACAUGUACAUCAUUCAGCUUGCAUGAAUCAGAAACAUCUCUUAAGGUUUAUAAAAUCGAAGUUGCGGAAGGAACCGGACGAGGUUGUUAUAUUCAGAGAUGGGACAUAUCUGACCUUGAAGGAAGUGUUUGAGAGCUUGGAUUUAACUGGGUAUGAUCUGAAUGUCGACCUAUUAGAUGUUCAUGCUGAUAAAAGCACCUUUCAUCGCUUUGACAAAUUUAAUUUGAAGUAUAAUCCCUGUGGCCAGAGUAGAUUGAGAGAGAUCUUCCUGAAGCAGGAUAAUCUCAUACAGGGUCGUUUCCUUGCCGAAUUGACUAAGCAAGUGUUUUCAGAUCUGGCUGCAAGUAAAUAUCAAAUGGCUGAAUAUCGAAUAUCGAUAUAUGGUAGAAAGAUGAGUGAGUGGGACCAACUGGCGAGUUGGAUAGUAAAUAAUGACUUGUACAGUGAGAAUGUCGUAUGGCUGAUUCAGCUUCCAAGACUCUACAAUGUGUACAAGGAGAUGGGAAUUGUGACCUCAUUUCAGAACAUCCUUGAUAACAUCUUUCUGCCUUUAUUUGAGGUUACUGUCGAUCCUGAUUCACAUCCACAGUUGCAUGUUUUCUUAAAGCAGGUUGUUGGACUGGAUCUUGUGGAUGACGAAAGCAAGCCUGAACGACGGCCAACAAAACACAUGCCUACACCGGCUCAAUGGACCAAUAUAUUUAAUCCUGCAUUUUCCUACUAUGCAUACUAUUGCUAUGCUAACCUUUAUACAUUAAACAAGCUUCGUGAGUCCAAAGGUAUGACGACCAUUAAGUUCCGGCCCCAUUCUGGAGAGGCUGGUGACAUUGACCAUCUUGCGGCAACGUUUCUCACGGCUCACAAUAUCGCACACGGGAUCAAUCUUAGAAAAUCUCCUGUUCUUCAAUAUUUAUACUACCUAGCCCAGAUUGGCCUUGCUAUGUCUCCUUUGAGCAACAACUCUUUAUUCUUAGACUACCAUCGUAAUCCUUUUCCUAUGUUUUUUCUUCGGGGCCUCAAUGUAUCUCUCUCAACUGAUGAUCCAUUACAAAUUCACUUAACAAAAGAGCCACUGGUCGAAGAAUACAGUAUAGCUGCUUCAGUAUGGAAGUUAAGUUCCUGCGAUUUAUGUGAGAUUGCUCGUAACUCAGUCUAUCAGUCUGGUUUUUCACAUGCUUUAAAGUCCCAUUGGAUUGGCAAGGGGUACUACAAGCGCGGACCAGAUGGAAAUGACAUUCACAAGACAAAUGUACCUCAUAUAAGGCUCGAAUUUCGUGACAUGAUAUGGAGAGAGGAACUGCAGCAAGUCUAUCUGGGCAAAGCUAACUUCCCCAAGUUCAUUGACCCAUGAUCCACUUGGCUAAUCUGCAGACCUGUGUAUUAGCGCCUGCUUCACCUCCAGGGAACAGACAACCUGUAUUAUUACUUGCCAAUAGGCACUGCCUGACAUCAGAACAGCUGUUAUAUUAGGUGAUUUUGGCAAAGAUAUGUGAUGAAAAUGAAGGAUUUGGAUUAUCCAUCAACAAAGAAUAUGGUUUGGUUGUCUGAUUGCCAGACAAGGGGGUAUCUAGAUCCCAAUACAACCUGCAGCUGCAGCAGAAGUUUACCUUCUUUCCACGGUAUACUGUUCAUUUUGAUGUAAUAUAUAGUUCAGUCAUGUCUGCCACAACGUUUCAACCAGUUACCCUAAGUUUAUAGCAUGUAGUGCUUUAUAGGACUCGGUUACCUUAUGCCUGCCAAGAAACGAAAGAAAAAACAGUUGAAUGACUGUUUAUUUACAUUGCUGGUCACCUGUUCGAAAGGGAAUUAGGGUGACAAAGUAAUUAAUAAACAGCGGCAUCCUUAAUAUUUUCGUGGUUGAUCUUGCAUAUGAAGAACAGUUCUUUGAGUUGAUUAUUUACGUUUAGUUCUGUGGUGUGCAAACAUU